Diabrotica balteata is the source of this 1045-nucleotide messenger RNA. NCBI's taxonomy places the organism in Eukaryota, Metazoa, Arthropoda, Insecta, Coleoptera, Chrysomelidae. The record is from the annotation of a GenBank genome assembly.
AAGUGUCAACGUAAACGUAAAUAAUUUUUUCCUAACCUUGUUCUUAAAUGCCUACUAAAUGAAAUUAAAAUGGUAGACGAAGGUACCAGGAAAACAUUAAGUAACAUCCCAUUAUUAAAAACUAAAGCCGGCCCAAGAGAUAAAGAACUAUGGAUACAAAGGUUAAAGGAAGAAUACCAAUCUCUAAUUAAAUAUGUCCAAAAUAACAAAGCAGCAGAUAAUGAUUGGUUUAGGCUAGAAUCUAACAAAGAGGGCACAAAGUGGUUCGGAAAGUGUUGGUUUAUCCACGAACUGUUAAAAUAUGAGUUCGAUGUGGAAUUUGAUAUUCCUAUCGGAUAUCCCACAACUGCCCCAGAAAUAGCCCUUCCAGAACUUGACGGCAAGACUGCUAAGAUGUAUAGAGGUGGUAAAAUAUGUCUUAGUGAUCAUUUCAAACCAUUAUGGGCGAGGAAUGUGCCUAAAUUUGGAAUUGGUCAUGCCAUGGCUUUGGGGCUUGGUCCAUGGUUAGCUGUAGAAAUUCCAGAUUUAAUAGCAAAAGGAGUGAUAUCUUACAAAGAAAAGACAAGUCAAUGAUCCAUAUAAAUAAAUUUAUAAAAAUUAAGUAAAAAAUAAAUAUUUUCCAUUUUUUGUUUUUGUGGGUGUGUACAAAGUUGAGUUUGUAAUUAUCUUCAAGUUUGUAGCAGAAAAUAUGCAAAAAAGGUUAAUACUAUAAAUUUACUAGGUCAGUGUUUCUUUUUGAAGAAUUUACUAAUUUUCCUAUAGCAACUAUACUUAACCAUCUUAAUUCGAUUUACAAGUGGUUUUCGAGUACUCAUAUUAAAAACUAAAUGAUUAAAUGUUAAAAUAGCCCUUGCAUAUGAUGUUACUUAUUUGAUAAUUAAAAUUUAUUUAAAAUUGGGUAACUUUUCAAUUACUUCUUUAAUAAACAUGAAGAUUAAUGUGAAUGUGUUUAAAAUAAUUAUUAUUUUGUUUUUGUUUUUUUUUUAAUUAUAUGUAAUGAUGAGAUAUAUAGAUUUUCUACCAAUAAAUAUAUAUUAUUACUAUA